UAUUAGUGGGUGGUAAUAUUUAGACAUGCAAGUUAUUGAAAUCUGUUUAUGCUAUAUUAAAUUGAAUGGGCUUGUAUAUAUUUUUGGCCCAGUUCCAAAUUUAUCUUAAAGUAAUUUCCUUUGCCAAGAAUGUGACACUGUUUAAAAAUUAUUUUUCCUUCAAAUCAUGGCCAAAAUUAUUGCCAGAAAAGCAGCUCCAUUCUUAAUAAUAUGUGCUAAAAGUUUAUUGUAAAAUAAUUAAGGAUUAAGGAAAAUUGAUGGUUUUUGUUGUGCAGUUAUUAAUGGACCAAACAUGGCUAAUGAACCUUUAAUUGUUGAAGCUGUCUACUCGUUUAAGGGAAACAAUAAUGAUGAGUUAUGCUUCAAAAAAGGAGAUUUGAUUACCAUCACUCAGCAAGAAGAUGGAGGAUGGUGGGAAGGCACGUUAAACGACAAAACUGGAUGGUUUCCAAGUAACUAUGUUAAAGAAUGCAAAGUACAAACAGCGGUGCAACAAAGCCAAUAUAAAGGUGUUGUGCUGAAAGACCUGAUUGACUCAGAAAAAGCCCAUGUUACAGAAUUGGAAGGACUUGUCACCAAUUUCUUGCAGCCUUUAGAAAAAAGCAAUAUAUUAACCUCGGACGAAUAUAAACAGUUAACGGGGAACAUAGAGGAAGUACUUGAAAAUCAACAAAAACUUUUAGGGCUUAUUGAAGCGGAGUCCCUUAAAACUGGCAAUGAUCAACGAGUUGGUAGACUUUUUCUUACGUGGGCGCCGAAAAUUAAAAAAAUACACCAAACCUAUUGCUCCCUACAUCCCAGAGCAGUGCUUAUAUUGGAUAAAUACAAGGAGGAACUGGCAAAAUAUAUGGAAUCAAAAGGGGCGGCCAGCCCUGGAGUUUUGGUAUUAACUACAAUGUUGAGCAAACCGUUUAGAAGAUUGGAAAAAUAUUCGGGAAUGCUUCAAGAACUGGAACGCCAUGUUGAAGAGUGCCAUCCUGAUCGAGGCGACACGCAAAGAUCAGUUGCCGUUUACAAAGAAAUUGCUACCAAGUGUUUAGCUGUUAGAAGACAAAAAGAACUGGAACUACAAGUACUAACUGGGCAAGUAAGAGGCUGGGAGGGACCCAGCCUAACCACUCUCGGUGAAAUAAUUUGCAUGGGUUCUGUUGCAUUAGGUCCUCAACACAAUGACAGAUAUUUUGUACUGUUUCCCACAACUCUCCUUAUAUUAUCAGUCAGCCAUAGGCUUAGUGCAUUUAUUUAUGAGGGAAAGUUGUUUUUGUCUGGUCUUACAGUAAAUCGUUUGGAAGAUAAUGCGCAAUAUAAAAAUGCGUUCGAAAUAACCGGUGCCAUGAUAGACAGAAGAUUAGCCGUGUGCCAAAGCAAAGAAGAAGCAGACCACUGGGUGGAUCUGCUGCGUAAAUCUAUGCCGAGAAGCUCUACCACUUCCCUUAACCAAAAGGUGGCGCCGUCUCAGGCUCAGUACGUUCCUCAACCACCUCCUCAUCAGUUGAAUCUUCGUGGUUAUUCGAAUAGAUCUUCGGUGAUAAGUUUUAGAGUAGAGUUAAAUUAUAAGCCUACAAACCCGCCGGAAAAUUACCCUCCCACCGCUCCAUUCGCAGGUCUAACAAAAUAUUUCCAUAAAUUGAUCAAAGAAAAGAUCAUUACUCAGCGCUUAUUAAGACAGUUGCUUUACAGCGAGUACCUAAAUAAAAUGAACCUCAACUUGGUAAGAAUACGGCAUCACAAAAGCGAGUGCGUUAUAGUGACUAAGAGUUACCAUCUCAGAGACAGCAUCAUAAAUUGCGAUAGUGACAGUGAUACCGACAGCGAUAGCAGCGAUUCGGAUUCUAGUGAUGACGGCAACAUAAAGCGCCAAAAUGCCGUGGACUUGGAUUCGGACUCGGAAGACAGUUCCGACAAUCCGUUCGGGUACAUUCGUUACUACAACCCGCGAACUGGGUUGGAGAGGGAGGAGAAAAAGUACGAGAGUUUUGUGGAUUACGGCGAACCGUUUGUUGCCAAACCCGGCGCUCUAGUGAUUUUGGAGGACGAACCCAAAAAGAAAAGCAUCGUUGUUACCUCCACUGCUACCCUUAAAUUAACGAAGCAAGAUUCCGAGUCAUCAAACGCCAGUUCCUUUGUUACCUCGAAGCCUAAUUUGGCUUGCAUCGAUAUUCCCAACUUGGACGACAACACGGAAAUGAGUGUUUUAUCGGUACCUCAGAAUUACAUCCCUAACGCGAGGCAAAGCUGUCCUACAAAGUUCGUCGGCAAUAAAUUCAACGAAAGCAGUCUCACGACGAUUUACAUACCAUCUUGGUCGAACAGCGAUAAUAACAUAUCUUGCCAAACUAAAUUUGAAGUUCACAGUAAUAGCUCUAGCACAACGCAUUCCAGCAGUCUGGAAUUGCCUGUGAAUACGCUACCUUUGCCGGAUAACAUAGUAGCAGAAUUAUUGUACAACAUUGACGGCGAAUUUAAUCAAUCGGAAUCGUUAGAUAGCGAUGUAACGGAACAUUCUUCCAGAACGGUGAUUAAACCGCCGAAAAUGUUUGAAAACAAUACUUUAAGUUUAGAUAUAAAACACAUCGGUUUCCGCAAGCACAGUAUUAAUUCCGACAAACCGAGGCGACGAUCCAGCAUCCAAAUAAAUCCGCAAGAUUUUAGCGAAGAAGUCUGCAGAUGCUGCAUGGACAAUUACAGUCCGAGGUCUUCUGAUUCCGGUAUGGCCGGAAGUUGUACGCUAAAUUCUCCGGAUCUGGCCGGCUGCUCCAUGCAGCAGCGUUGCAGUAUGGACAAUAUGUCGAACUUGUUUCACAAAUUCAGUGAUCUCCCGCCGUUUUCAGGCGACGCCUGCAGGAAUGUUAUAUCCCUGAGUGAAAUCGAAGCCAGAGACUUUGAGUCCGAGUGUCAGUGCACUUCGCCGUUUGACUCCACGCCGAGAACUUUCUGUCAGCCGUACGUAUCGGAAAACGUGUUCACCGGAUCUCGCGAGAGUUUGCGCACCUCCGUCACCUCCAGUAUUGAUAUACUACCCAAAAUCCAUUCCAGCGAAAUUAAAUUAGAACCCAUACCCGAUCCCGAAUGCGUCGAGCGAUGGGAGCAAGGCGACAACUCUUCGAGCGGAUCACGAUGCAGCGAAGAAAAAACUUACGACGACAAUCCGCCGGUUUACAAGUCGGGCCUGUAUGCGCAUUGGUGGCUCAAGGCGAAAAUACCGAACAGCGUUCUCCGGGGAAUCUAUCAGGACACUCGCUCUCCUACUACAGAUGUCUCCACAACACGCAGCUCAGGGGACAACAUCCCCGACAAACAACCGCACCGGAAGCAUUAGCAACAUCAUAAACAAUAACAACAACAUCAACGUAUCGCCUGCACCGCCCCCUCACGGAAUCGGCCCGAACCAGAAAGGUUGGGCGGCCACCUCCUUGAGACCGGCGCCACCCCUGAGACCCACACUCGCCUUGGGCUCGCACAACGAACCCCCCUACAUCAGGUACAACAGCAAACCGGCCGAUACGCAAGAAGACGGACUGAUAUUCGAUUUAAUCGAGACGUAUUACGCGCUGGCCAAGCCCAGGCACACUGUUAACUCAGUGGAUCUGUUAACCGGCGGUAACGUACAAAUGCAUGACAAACUGGCACGCAGUCACCGUUCCAGCUUGGACUUGAGCCGCGCGUCCUCUGCGACGACCUUCGGCGCUGCUACUGCGCAGCAGCAGCAGCCGCUAAACGCGCGACUCUAUCGGCCGCACGGGCCGCGCGCCUCCACUUGGUGCUGCGGCUCGUUCGUCGUCCGGCAGCUGCGCAGAACGCAGCACUACGAAUGAAUGGCGUGUCGUUUGUGUUUCGUGCUUUUUGUAUCAGAGUCAAUCCAUAUAUGAAAACGCAGAAACUCGAUGCUCGACCAUCUUGGAUUUUGCUCAAAUUUUACAGAAAUAUUCAUUAGGGUCUCAAAGGACAAAAUACACCCUUAUUUAAUUUUUCGCAUGUGUCAAAUCCGGCCUAAUCGAAUUAAAACUCUUUAAAAACGUCAAUAAUUUAAGCUGUAAUUUUUUUUCUAUUAAUAGUAGAGAUGCGACUUAAAAAAUGGUUUUUUUUCACAUUUUAGGUUUUUUUUCAAGAUUAGUCCUAUUUGCCUAAUUUUUUAUGUUUUCAUGGACUAAAAUUAGCCACUAAAUGACAAUUAUUAAAUGUAAAUACAGUCUCGCGUUAGGCACUCGCCACAACCACCGAUUUGACCAAUAAGGGCCGCGCUUAUUUUGAUUUGGUCCUAAAAAAGUAACUACAUAUAAUAUUUUUGAUUCAGCGCUUAAUUUUUCAAGAAGCUACCAAAAGCACUUUUUUCAUGAUUUUUCAAAUUUAUGUUGAGUAUGGAUUUUUUUUUUAAAACAAUAGCAAAUUCUUGUAGAACAUUUAUUCAUUGGUGGUCAGAAAAAUUCCGUGAACCAAAAAAAAAAUCGAUUUUUUUUUAUUACUGUAUUCGUUAGAAUUGAGCGUUGCACGUUUUUCAUUUAAAAAUCUCAAAACUAUAAACAAGCUUCAAAUUGCUUUUUUUACGGCUCCAAUACGACCAUUUUUAACAAAUAUACAGCUAUCCGAAAAAUCGCAAAAAAAUUUGUAUCCUUUAAUUUUUUGUAUUACCUAUUGGUUUUUAAUGUGGAAACUACCAAAUAAUAAGAAAUCAGAUUUUUUAGUCUUCGUCAAAAUUUUUAAUAAUGAAAAAUGUAAUAUAUUCUACAUUUUACUCAAAAUUUCAUUUUG
This is a messenger RNA of Brassicogethes aeneus, 4749 nucleotides long. The record is from the annotation of a GenBank genome assembly. NCBI's taxonomy places the organism in Eukaryota, Metazoa, Arthropoda, Insecta, Coleoptera, Nitidulidae.